Notechis scutatus (mainland tiger snake) is the source of this 1665-nucleotide messenger RNA. It is a transcript of the gene FGL2, whose product is annotated as fibrinogen like 2. The record is from RefSeq and is a predicted model, not a curated record. NCBI's taxonomy places the organism in Eukaryota, Metazoa, Chordata, Lepidosauria, Squamata, Elapidae.
UAAGUCACAGGCUCCGCCGAGCUGCCCUGUUAUAAAAGUUGCUGGGAGCUCAGCGCACUUCCUCACUGAGCAGCUACCUUCUCAGAUAAGAUGAAGCUUGCUGGCGGGGUGUUGCUGCAGGCAGUGGCCCUGCUUCUUGCAAACAGGUUCGUUCUGUCGGAAGACCAUGCAGGAAGGGGAGACGAAGAAAGGAGAGGAGGAGGAGGAGAUAAGGGGUCUCCGGCUUGCCCUCUCUCCCUCCAAAGCAGCGGGAAAUGCGAUGGAGAGGAAUGUCCCUACCAGGUGAAUUUUCCUCCCUUGACCAUCCAGCUGCCCAAGCAGUUCCAACUGAUGGAGAAAACCCUCCAGGAAGUGGAGCUCCUCAAGGAAAUGGUCAACACUCUGAAGAAAUCCUGCCAGGAUUGCAAACUCCAGGCAGAUGACCACCGACACAAGGACAAUAACGACUUCCAGCCGGCCGGCCCCGCAAACCAGAGCAUGGUCCAAGACAACCGAGUCACCGACCUGCAGGACAAGGUCACCAAGCUGUCCGAGAACCUGAAGAACGCCAAGAACCAGAUCCACACCCUGCACGGCCGGCUGGAGCAAAUGAACCUGGUCAACAUGAACAACGUGGAAAGCUACGUCGACGACAGAGUGGCCAACCUGACCUUUUUCGUGAACAGUCUAGAUGUGAAGUGCUCCUCGCAAUGUUCCGUCAUAGAACCCAAGCCAGGCUACAUGCUUCUGCCAGGGGACUGUUCCAAUUAUUUCGCCGCUGGAAAGCGGCAGAAUGGCAUCUACAAAAUCACCCCAGAUCCCAGAAACCAUAGCUUUGAUGUGUAUUGCGAUAUGGAAUCCUUCGGAGGGGGCUGGACCGUGUUCCAGAUGCGCCAGGAUGGCAGCGUCUCCUUCAACCGAACCUGGGAGGACUACAAGAACGGCUUUGGAAACGGUAAGGAGUUCUGGCUAGGGAACGACAAAAUUCACCUCCUGACCAAAAGCAAGGAGAUGGAGCUGAGGAUCGAGCUGGAAGAUUUCAACGGUGUCCGAGAAUACGCCAAAUAUGACCAGUUCUACGUUGCCAACGAGUAUCUCAAAUAUCGGUUAACCAUCGGCACCUACACUGGCACUGCCGGGGACUCCUUGAACUUCAGGAAACCCUACAACCAUGAUCAAAAGUUCUUCAGCACCCCAGACAGGGACAAUGACCAGUACGCUUCAAGCAACUGUGGAGCCUAUUAUAGCUCAGGAUGGUGGUUUGAUGCUUGUCUGGCUGCCAACCUCAACGGCAAAUAUUAUAACAAGAAAUAUAAAGGGGUGCGCAAUGGUAUUUUUUGGGCCACGUGGCCUGAAGCUUCGGAUCACAACAUGAACGGUUACAGAAAAGCUUUUAGAAAGGUUAAAAUGAUGAUGAGGCCCAAAACGUUUUUGCCAUGAAUCUUUCCCCCGCUCCCAAAAUCCAAUUUGUCCAAUCUUGGCACUUUCCCUCAGAAUUUGAGUGCAAUUUAAGAAUAUUCUGUUACAUUUCUUUUUUUAAAAAAAUAUCUUUCUCUUGCAAGCAUUCCUCUCCCAAAGUACAUGGACAUCUUUUCCUGACCAAAUUCAUGAUACUACACACCAGAAAGGUCUCCAAAUUUGGCGAUUUUAAGACUUGUGGACUUCAAUUCCCAGAGUUCCCCAGGC